AUGUUUUCCUAUCACUUGGCUGCUAUGGGACUGCUUCCUACAUUUCAGAUGGAAGGCCAAGGUCGAGUAAAUCAACUUGGUGGAGUUUUCAUAAACGGUCGACCCCUCCCAAAUCACAUACGCCUCAAAAUAGUAGAGCUAGCAGCCCAGGGGGUGCGUCCGUGCGUCAUCAGUCGUCAGCUAAGAGUUUCACACGGCUGCGUUAGUAAGAUUCUACAGCGUUACCAAGAGACCGGAAGUAUUCGACCGGGAGUUAUCGGAGGCAGCAAACCUCGAGUCGCCACACCGGAAGUGGAGAAGAGGAUAGAAAACUACAAGAAGGAAAAUCCUGGAAUUUUUAGCUGGGAGAUACGAGAUAGAUUGUUAAAAGAAGGCAUGUGUGAUCGCAGUUCCGUGCCAAGUGUCAGCUCCAUCAGUAGGGUACUUCGAAGUAAAUUUCAUCGCUCCGAGUCCGAAUCGGACCUGGAGGCAGAAGCCAUUUUGAAGGAGGAGGAAGAGGAAGAAAACAACGACAACGACGAUGUAAGCGUCAGCGGCAGAGCGAGCAACAAACACAGUAUAGACGGUAUCCUGGCUGAUAGCAAGGACGAUAAGACAGACGAUGAAGGAUCUGACUGUGAUUCAGAACCAGGCCUCUCAGUGAAGCGAAAGCAGAGACGCAGUAGAACUACUUUCACGGCGGAACAAUUGGACGAAUUAGAGAGAGCGUUCGAACGCACCCAUUACCCGGAUAUCUACACACGGGAAGAACUUGCGCAAAGAACAAAAUUAACGGAAGCUCGUGUACAGGUGUGGUUCAGCAACCGGAGGGCAAGAUUUAGAAAACAAAUGGGUAGUAACCAAAUCACAGCACUUAAUAGUUUCCUACAGGUACCACAAGGUGUAGCUAAUUCCUCGUACGUUUUCCACGAGCCGACAGGAUACUCGCUGCCCUCAGGAACAGAGAGCUUGUUCCAUAGACCAACAGUACCCCAAUCACUACAGUCCAUGAGUCAGCCAAUCAAACACGAAAACUCGUACGCUGGAAUAAUGGACAGCUACCUGUCUCACUCAUCACAAAUGCAUUCACUGACUUCGAUGGUUAACACAGAAAAUACAUUUAGCAGCACGUGGGCAGCACCAGUGACGUCAUCUACGACUUCAUCCAUCACGAGUUACCCGCCAACCAAUAAUCAUUAUCACUCGCCAUACAGUGACGUCAGUAAAACUCCUCUUCAUUACCCAUCUCAUAUAACAGUACCCAAUAUGACCGAUCGAUGCUCAAUUGAUGACAGUCUGGCAGCUCUGCGCAUGCGUUCUCGUGAACAUUCCGCUGCACUCAGUUUGAUGCAUGUUGCGGAUGCUGGAAAGAUGACAGCCACCUUUUGA
Molecule: messenger RNA, 1368 nt
Organism: Ylistrum balloti
Lineage: Eukaryota; Metazoa; Mollusca; Bivalvia; Pectinida; Pectinidae
Product: paired box protein Pax-7-like
Exons: 6
Coding region: 1-1368 (455 amino acids)
Biological process (GO): regulation of transcription by RNA polymerase II; anatomical structure development
Molecular function (GO): DNA-binding transcription factor activity, RNA polymerase II-specific; RNA polymerase II cis-regulatory region sequence-specific DNA binding
Source: RefSeq, a predicted model, not a curated record